Fundulus heteroclitus (mummichog) is the source of this 1311-nucleotide messenger RNA. Its product is annotated as protein IQ-DOMAIN 14-like. NCBI's taxonomy places the organism in Eukaryota, Metazoa, Chordata, Actinopteri, Cyprinodontiformes, Fundulidae. The transcript has 2 exons. The record is from RefSeq and is a predicted model, not a curated record. The coding region runs from base 321 to 1229 and encodes 302 amino acids.
CAUGCUGGAUUAUUAUAAUUCUCAAUGUGGAGUCUUCAGGACAUUGCUAGCCAUUCCCUUUGAUGCCUGGCGUGAUAAGAUGAUUGCAAUAUCAGACCAGAUUUCAACGCUUUUUCGCGAUUGCCGCAACUGGAAAGACAUUUUGGGGGUCAAGAAAGCGCUUGCAUUUUAGACCCACCCCUCACAACUGCCAAUACCACCCCUUCAACGUUAACCACGCCCUUCUCUGUAUAUAAAUAGCACGGGUCCCUGGACGACGACAAAUUGCCCCCGGAGCUGUACCCCUGUCCUUCAACCGCAGCCUCACCAAGAGAAACACCAUGAAGUGGUCUGGAUCUCGCCCUGAAGGCCUCGACCUAUACCAAGAGAUCUUUGUUUUAAGGAGUGACAAUUCCGUGUUUACUCCCUCGCUACCUCAGAUGGCGACCGUGGAUGAAGAUUCACAAGCGGUGAAUCUUCCUGCCUCCCCACCGCUCUCCCAAGACUCAGACCUGCCCUGCGGCCAUGGAGAUCCGACACCCCCGAUGGAGCAAGCCCUUGAGAGUCAGAGGGAAUCGGCCUCGGCACCCCCGUCGCCACCUGCGGACACGCAAGCCCUUGAGAGUCAGAGGGAAUCGGCCUCGGCACCCCCGUCGCCACCUGCGGACACGCAAGCCCUUGAGAGUCAGAGGGAAUCGGCCUCAGCACCCCCGUCGCCACCUGCGGACACGCAAGCCCUUGAGAGUCAGAGGGAAUCGGCCUCAGCACCCCCGUCGCCACCUGCGGAUACCCUGCCAGACGAUGAGAGCGGCGCAGAUGAAAACGAUGGGUGGAUUCGCUUCGGUUUCAUCAAAGCGGUGAAAACUGUGCUGUAUCGCCUUUUGACCGCUGCAAUCAGACAAUACAUGCACGAAAUGUGUUAUGGAUGCGUUAAUAACCGUCCUAGUCAAAAAGAGCAUGGACGCUUGAAGCUGCUUGAGAACGAGCUCUACGAACAUAACUACUAUGGUAUAUUGCGAGUACUUUAUAACGAACGUUUCAUGGAUGCAGUUCAACGGUUUCUAGCCGCUCGCAACAUCCAUCAUGACAACGACGCUGUUAAUGCUGUCAUACAAGCGUAUCUGUAUGAAUUAACGAUGGUGAAGCGUGUAUUUAAUACAAUAUAUGGCGGGUAUGAUCGGCUGGUUGAAGAAAACUGUGAACUAAAAGAUCAACUUGAUGCCAUCACAGACUACUGGCGAGGGUCUUGAAACCAAUGCAUACAUGUUUUCUCAUGUCUUUUUAUAUAUUAAACUAGUUAGUGACAUCGUAUUAAAAAAAGAGUGUCUGUUU